Molecule: messenger RNA, 1476 nt
Organism: Nicotiana tabacum (common tobacco)
Lineage: Eukaryota; Viridiplantae; Streptophyta; Magnoliopsida; Solanales; Solanaceae
Source: RefSeq, a predicted model, not a curated record
AUGCUAGUUAAGUGUCCACAUCAUGGCAUUCCAGAUCAGAUGUUGGGACAAAGGUUUUACAUGGGAUUGGCAGAUAGCUUGAAGGCCAACAUUGAUGCUUCAGUAGGUAGAGCAUUUUUGAGCAAAUCAUUUAGAGAGUGUAAGGUCAUGCUCGAUAAAAUGGCUCAAAACUCAGGAUGGAUGACAAGAGACACUACAAUCACCUCUGUAGUUCACUCAGUAGCUUUGGACCCAAACAACCCCAUAGCCGAGAAUAUGGCCACGCUGAUGACGCAAAUGAGUAUCCUCACCAAAAAGAUUGAUGAAUCAGGCCAGAAGCAAGUACAGAUAGUUGACACGACUAAUGGCGGCUUAUGUACACUAUGCAUUAACCAACCAUAUGUGUGUUCAUGGAGUAGUGAACAUGAAAGUGACAAUCAAAGCUACCAAGAGAAUAUGAAAUAUGUCAGCAAUUAUGGAGGCCAGAGGCAAGGUGGUCAGAAUUGGGGAAUACUGCAACAACUGAUUGCAUCCAAUGGAAAAAUGCAAGAGAAGGUUGAAGCAUAUGACUCGGCGAUAAAAGGCAUUGAGAUUCAAUUAGGGCAGAUAUCUAUGGCUCUGAAAAAUUGCCCCCAAUGGACUUUACCUGCAGACACACAUGUCAAUUCGAAAGAGCAGGUCCCGAAGCAGCUAAUGGCGGUGAGUCUGAGAAAUGGUAGAGAUCUUGACCUAGAGAUCGAACUCAAGUCACAGGAAAGAAGCGACCGCCAGUACCCUUCCUGUAGAUAUCAGAAGGAUGAGCAGUAUAAGAAAUUCAUGGAAAUGCUGAAGCAGAUUCAAGUGAACAUUCCACUGAUUGAUGCCUUGAAGGAGAUGCCUGGUUAUGCAAAAAUGAUGAAGGACCUGAUGUCUCGCAAUUUCGACUUUCAAGACUUGGCAACUGUUACUCUAACUCAGACCUGUAGUGUUAUCAUGACGAGACCCAUAGCUGAGAAGCUAGCCGACCCAGGGAGUUUCACAAUCCCAUGCAGAAUAGGCAGCUAUGCUUUUUCUAAAGCAUUAUGUGAUUUGGGGGCAAGCAUAAACUUGAUUCCAUUAGCUAUCUAUAAAAGGUUAGGCAUUGGAAGAGCAAGACCCACAUCAAUGUUACUACAGCUAGUCGACCGAACGGUGAAGAGGCCAUCAGGUAUACUUGAUGAUGUACUUGUGCAAGUUGGAAAAAGUCUAUGCAGCGACCCAGUGAGUUUGCUAACUGCUCUCUCUGAUAGAAGCCGUGGAUGUGAUUUUGGAGGAGGAAGACGAGGCACUGAAUGCAAAAGACCCCCUACCAGCUUUCCUGAUGAACCUAGAAGAGGUACGAAUAUGCCUCCUAAGAAGGACAACGGUAAAGGCAAGGGCAAAGCCACUACUCCCACCAAAGCUAAGGCUUCCUCCGCACCUCCGCCAAAAAAGAGGAGAGGAUGGGAAGCUACUUCAAGCCAGGUUGAGGGGUUAUAA